AUGAAGCAGAAAAGCCUCACGUCCUUCUUUGGCAAGAAGGACGACGCGAAGGCACCCUCAGCCUUGAAACCCAAGCUCGCGACUCCCGCAUCGACGCCGAAGAUUUCAAAGACGAAGCCGCAAGACAGGGAGAACCCCCCGUCAUCCCCCGUCUCGACGAAAGAGUUCCAUACGCCUCUCCUUAAGGCAAGCUCCCAAUCGUCAGGCGUCAUGAGCGCGAAGUACACGCACGGCUCCGACGGUGGACAGAGCUGGCAGGAGACUCCGCCCACCAGCGACCUCAUCGACGUGGACAUGAUUUCGGAUAUGGACGCGUCGGAGACGGCUCAGGGUAGUGUGGUGAAGUCGACGUCCACGCGCAAGAAGCGAAAGAUUGCUGUAGAAGACUCGGAUGACGAUAUUCGUAUGAACGAACCGAUUCCUUACAGAAAAGCGCCCGAGAGGUCUAAGAAGCUCCGUAUGUCCGCCAUCUUCUCUGACGCGGAGGAUGAGGAAGAAGAUGGAGCGGAGCCACGGAAUACCUUCGCGAAACGCCUCACCAAGUUCCAAAAGUCCCCUUCGAAGGCCAAAUCUCGAGGGCGCAAAAAGGCUGACGACGACGACUUCCUUGUCCCAGACGACAUAGACGAAGACGAAGACGAAGACCUCUGUCCUUCAUCGUCUCGCCCUUCGUCACGAGCCACCUCACGUCUUUCGUCUCGCUCGAGUGCUCGCUCUGACUUCGACGAGGACGAGGACGAGGAGGACGAAAAGCCGAAGAAGGGCAAGGGCAAGAAGGCCGCGCCGUCGCGCCCCGCUCUGAAGAAGGACGCCACUUCGAAAGGGUCUACGUCGUUCCUCACAGCCGCCGAGCAGCGCGCACGCGCCCAGAAAGAGGAGAAGAAGUCCACGGAGAGCCCGUACGUCUUCCUCCAAGAUCCGAAAGACAAGGACGGUGUUCGUCCCGGAGAGCCAGGCUACGACCCUCGUACUCUCUUCAUCCCACCCAAGGCUUGGAAAGAAUUCACACCAUUUGAGAAGCAGUUCUGGGAGAUCAAGCAGAGCCAUUUCGACACGAUCCUGUUUUUCCAGAAGGGCAAGUUCCUGGAGCUCAUGGUUGGUGUCCCCGAGAUGUCGUUCAAUUUCUGGGCUGCGAAGUUCCUUGCAAAGGUAUGUUACAAAGUCGGGCGUAUGCGCCUAGCUGCGGACAAGGGCAAGAAGAAGACUGCUGCCGCUGAUAAAGGGAAGGAGAAGAUCGUUCGCCGCGAGCUCAACAAAGUCUUCACCAAUGGCACUCUCGUCGACGCGGAACUUCUUAACGACGAGCAAGCCGGCCAUUGUGUAUCUCUCCGUGAAGAGGAAAGUACCGAAGGUAAGGACAUCAAGCAGUCGUUUGGGAUAUGUGUGCUGGAUAGCGCCACGAGCGAGUUUAAUCUGAGCUGGUUGAGGACGACGUAUGGCAACUUGUCCGUCGCGACCGCCCGACUCCUCAAGUCAAUACUCCCCGGCAACUGUCUCUGGACAAGUCUCCGCGAUAGCGAAGGUCUCAAGUAUCAGGAGACGAUCAAGGAGUUGAAGAAGCUUUACCCGAAAGAUGAGGAAGACGACGAACUCGCCGACAAUCCACAUGGGUUGAGCACCGCUGUCCCAGAAGCCAUUCGGAGAUUGCUUCCCCACGAAGUCGCGAUUGAGGCGCUUGGCGCAAUGAUCUGGUACCUCCAUACCCUCAACAUCGACAAAGAUAUUCUUAGCAUGAAGAACUUCAACAUCUAUGACCCAAUGAAACGCGGCCAAGGUCUUGUUCUGGAUGGACAAACUCUUGCGCACAUCGAAGUCCUGCAGAACAGCGAAUGUACCGAGGAGGGCACUCUUUUCAAACUGCUCGGUCGGUGCAUCACCCCGGCUGGCAAGCGGCUCUUCCGCAUCUGGCUCUGCAUGCCCCUCCAUCUCUUGGAUCACCCUACCUUUGAGGCGGAGUUCACGGACAUCGCCAAAGGUCUUCCGGAUCUCGAGCGCAUAGUGUCCCGCAUUCAUGCGAAGAACUGCAAAGUUAAGGACUUCCUCAAGGUCCUCUCGUCUUUCAAAUCGCUUAGCAAGGGUCUCGCGCAGCUCGCAGAGACUGCCGACGAGUUUAAGUCGAAGACUAUUACAGGCCUUCUCCGGUCCGCACCCGAUUUGUCGCCGAACCUGAAGCACAUUAAAGCCAUGUUCCAGACACCAGAAGAAAAGACCGACGAGCUCAUUCCUGAGGACGGCAAGGAUGAGGUCUAUGACGAGAUCCAGCAAGAGAUCGAUGCCUUGGAAACAGAGCUCAAGGACGAACUGAAAAGAUCAAGAAGAAGACCGGUUCAGCUUCAAGGCAAGGACAAGGACAAGGGUCCGAAGGAGUGGACCCUCAGCGGAUCGACAGCUAAGGCGAAACGCUACCUCCUGAAGGAGGCGCGCGAGAACCGCAACACCGCGAUCAAGGGGUUUAAGAACCGACUCUACGCCGAGUUCGACGCCGACCGUAGCGUGUGGCUGCGCGCGGUGCGUGUCCUUGCCGAGCUCGACUGCCUUUUCAGCUUGGCGAAGGCGUCCAGCGCGCUCGGGGAGCCAGUGUGCCGGCCGGAGCUGGUCGAGGGUGAAGAGGCGUUCGUGGAGUUCGAAGAGUUGAGGCACCCGGCUCUAUGUGCGAGCUCGUCGCUGAAGGGCGACUUCAUCCCGAACGAUGUCAAGUUGGGCGGUGGUGUGGGAAGGAUAGCGUUGUUGACUGGACCCAAUAUGGGUGGGAAGUCCACGGCUAUGCGUAUGACCGCGACUGGUAUCAUCAUGGCGCAGCUUGGUAUGCUUGUGCCAGCCAAGUCGGCCAAACUCUGCCCAGUGGAUUCUAUCCUGACCCGUAUGGGCGCAUACGAUAACAUGUUCUCCAAUGCGAGUACCUUCAAGGUGGAGUUGGACGAAUGCUGUAAGAUUCUGCGCGACGCCACCCCAAAUCCUUCGUCAUUCUUGAUGGUGAGAAUCCUGCUGCUCUCGUCUCCUGUCACUCGUACUAACAGUAUCACAGAACUGGGACGAGGUACAUCCACCUACGAUGGGAUGGCGAUUGCAGGAGCGGUCCUCCACCAACUGGCGACCCAUACCUUGUCGCUUUCGUUCUUUGCCACCCACUAUGGUUCGCUCACGGACGACUACGCGUACCACCCCAACAUCCGGAACAUGCACAUGGAUACCCUCGUCGACGACGAGAAGCGGGAGCUGGUCUUCCUCUACAAGCUUGUCGACGGUGUUGCAUCCUCGUCUUUUGGUACCCACGUCGCGAACCUUGCCGGCGUCCCGCUCCCCAUCGUCGAGCGUGCCGAUGCGGUCUCUACCGACUUCGCGGCGCACUUCAAGGCGCGCCUUGAGGGCAAGAAGCGCAUGUCAGCCGCGGGUCGCCUCCCGCUCGACGUCCAGGCCGAUUUUGCGUACCUGUUCAAGCUCGCGACGGGCGCGUUGGUGUUGCCGGAGGAUAAGGUGCGCCAGCGCAAGGUCCUCCGUGUGCUCAAAGGAGUGGUGAGAGGUGCAUUGAAGGAGACGGCGGCCGUUGCUAUUUGA
Messenger RNA from Epithele typhae, 3555 nucleotides. Its product is annotated as DNA mismatch repair protein Msh6. The record is from RefSeq and is a predicted model, not a curated record. NCBI's taxonomy places the organism in Eukaryota, Fungi, Basidiomycota, Agaricomycetes, Polyporales, Epitheliaceae. The coding region runs from base 1 to 3555 and encodes 1184 amino acids. Gene Ontology annotation, biological process: mismatch repair. Gene Ontology annotation, molecular function: mismatched DNA binding; ATP binding; ATP-dependent DNA damage sensor activity. Gene Ontology annotation, cellular component: nucleus; MutSalpha complex. The transcript is spliced from 18 exons.